AUGACAGUCAUAACGCCCGAGAACGUGCUGCACACAGAUAAAACCACAGAUAAAACAAUCUGGGGCCCCGGCGCCGCCUCAUUCUCGCACCGCCGCUUUGUCAACUCGCAAGCGAACAAGAAGACGCUCAAUCCCGCCGCGUUCCGCGCGUUUGGCGGCGGAGCUACGUUAUGCCCCGGACGCCAUUUCGCGACGACGGAGAUUCUCGCCGCGGCGGCUAUGUUGAUUGCGAGGUUUGAGAUGGAGCCGGCGGGAGGGGAGGGCAGAUGGCCGGAGCCAGAUCGCCAGAAUUCGAAGCUGUGGGCGUAG
Molecule: messenger RNA, 309 nt
Organism: Trematosphaeria pertusa
Lineage: Eukaryota; Fungi; Ascomycota; Dothideomycetes; Pleosporales; Trematosphaeriaceae
Exons: 1
Coding region: 1-309 (102 amino acids)
Molecular function (GO): oxidoreductase activity, acting on paired donors, with incorporation or reduction of molecular oxygen; heme binding; monooxygenase activity
Source: RefSeq, a predicted model, not a curated record